Messenger RNA from Anopheles merus, 1193 nucleotides. Its product is annotated as 26S proteasome non-ATPase regulatory subunit 9. The transcript has 3 exons. Gene Ontology annotation, biological process: proteasome regulatory particle assembly. The coding region runs from base 177 to 812 and encodes 211 amino acids. NCBI's taxonomy places the organism in Eukaryota, Metazoa, Arthropoda, Insecta, Diptera, Culicidae. Gene Ontology annotation, cellular component: nucleus; cytoplasm. Gene Ontology annotation, molecular function: protein binding. The record is from RefSeq and is a predicted model, not a curated record.
UCAACAACAAAACGUCAACGCGGGCAGAGCGGUUUUGUGCUAUUUCAUACGACGAAAACAAAGCAACACGACCGUUCGUGGCACGGGAAAAUUCUGCUUAAAAACGCUCUUCCCGUCUAAAAUACCUGGGAAAGCAUCCAACUGCUCCUGCGUGUGUGUGUGUGUGUGUUCACACAAUGAUCACCAAAAUGUCCCGCGAGGCGGUGCUCUCGCUCAUGGAGCGCAAAAAAGAGCUGGAGGCACAGAUCGAACAGCAGGGACUGAUCCUGAGUGCGAACCGGAUCGGGAUGAACGAGCCACUGGUGGACGGCGAGGGCUACCCGCUCAGCAACGUGGACGUGUUAUCGGUGCGCAAGGCGCGCCACACGAUCAUUUGCCUGCAGAAUGAUAGGAAAAAAAUUAUGCAGCAGAUCGAAAAGGGCAUUGCACAAGUGUUUGAAGCGGAACAAAGCACGCCGGCCAACGGGCAGCAGCAGCAGCAGCAGCACCAGAACCUGCCGAAUGAACCGAUGGAGGUGGACGGUGACAGAACGGCCGACAGCGCGCCGGAACCAUUCGCAGUGGUGGAAACGGUCGUACCCGGACAGCUUGCAGAUCGAAUGGGCAUUGCCGUCGGGGAUCAGAUUGUGCAGGUUGGAACGGUCACUGCCCGUAACUUCAAGACGAUGAACCAGGUACAGUCCGUGAUUGCUAAUAUGCAGGGCAGAAAGCUUCACCUGGUGGUACGCAAAGCGACAUCCGGCCAGGUGGCGACCAUCGAGCUGGAUCUGACUAGCGGCAGCCGGUUGGGAAUUUUCAUGAAACCACGCUAGUGCCCGUGUUUAGGUGAGAACUGUUUUGUGGGGGCGUAUUGUUGAAUCUUUUCGACACUUUGUGACACACGAUCCAACGGAUAGCUUUCGAUCCCAGUCGAUACGGUAGGAAACUAAACAAUUAGCGCAAAGAACUGAGAAAAGGAAUGUUAUAGGAAGUGGCAAUUAUGUUCAGCUACCGGUAGAUGCCCCAAAACAAUCAGCAACGGCAGGCAGAAACUCAUUCUACUAGCCAUCUGGCUGCGUAUUUGUGUUUGCAGGUCAAACUGAGUUAGAAGCGAUGAUUCGUAGGUUCGUAAUUGUUGGAUGAAGUAGGUGUAGCGUAAAAAUUGUUGCAUGACAGAAAAUUGAAUGGUGAAGAGCAUUAACAUUAAUUCGGUA